Messenger RNA from Prorocentrum cordatum, 315 nucleotides. The record is from the annotation of a GenBank genome assembly. NCBI's taxonomy places the organism in Eukaryota, Dinophyceae, Prorocentrales, Prorocentraceae.
AUGCGACCGUGUGCCUCCUCUCGCCCUCCUCCUCUGCGGCUGCUCUGCAGAUGCCGUCGGGCGCUGGCAGCACUCGUCGUCGUCCUCCUCCUCCUCCUCCUCCUCCUCCUCUUUACGCCGCCCCUCGCCCGCUACGGAGCCCCUGUGCACACCGCUCACAGCCUGCACGAGCUCUGGUGCGCCACACCACGAGCUCUUUUGGGCACGGUGGCGGACACCUCCCCCCCACUCCCCAGGAGAGCGCGGCGGCGAGGGGGGGCCGACAGGAGGUUGGCAGCGCAGGAGCAACGGCGCGCGGCGCGAGCCUCUAGGUAA